Messenger RNA from Acanthoscelides obtectus, 1139 nucleotides. NCBI's taxonomy places the organism in Eukaryota, Metazoa, Arthropoda, Insecta, Coleoptera, Chrysomelidae. The record is from the annotation of a GenBank genome assembly.
CUAUACAACUGGACGAGUCAACUUUACCUGAUAAUGCAGCAUUAUUAUUGGCAUAUGUUCGUUUUAUUAUGAAUCAAGAAAUCUACGAAGAACUGCUCUUCGCAAGAACUUUGAUAACCGACACUAAAGAUCAUUUGAGAAGAUGCCACCAUGAUAAAACAGAGAAAGAUUUGAAAUACUUUCAAACACUCAAAGAUAAAUUUCAGAAGAGACCUACACUGGACAGAAUGUUCGCUUCGACGUCACAAAGAAAUGAUGAUGAUUUGCGGGCGUCUUACAAUAUCUCGUUACUUAUAGCAAAAUCCGGAAAACCACAUACUAUCGGAGAGAAGUUAAUUUUGCCAGCCGUUGAAGAGGUUUUAAAAACUGUUUUACACAAACCUGCAUCUGAUAUCAUUAAAAGAAUUCCCUUAAGCAACAAUACUGUUGAAAGACGUAUUGAUGAAAUGAGUUCUGAUAUUGAAAGCUUCUUAUGUAAUUAUUUGCAAACGACCCAUUUCUCUAUAAAACUGGACGAGUCAACUUUACCUGAUAAUGCAACAUUAUUAUUGGCAUAUGUUCGCUUUAUUAUGAAUCAAGAAAUCUACGAAGAACUGCUCUUCGCAAGAACUUUGAUAACCGACACUAAAGGUGAAUCAAUAUUUCAUGUUUUGAAGGAUUACUUCAUUGAAAAAGCAAUUCCUUUAUCAAAUAUAAUAUCAGUAGCUACAGAUGGAGCACCUGCCAUGACUAUUUUAGAAUUUCUGGAUACUAAAGAUAAAAUGUUAAAAGAAAAUUUAAUGAAGAUGAAAACAGACAUCGCCUAUUUAACAGAUUUGUUUACAAAAUUCAAUAUGGUUAAUUUGCAAUUACAAGGCGACAGUUUAAAUUUGAUUAAAACAAAGUCCAUCUUAUCAGCGUUUCUUGCCAGAGUUAAACUAAUGAAGCAAAAUAUUGGACGGGGCGAAUUUUCCCAGUUCCUCAAUUUGUCACAGACAAGCUGCCAGGAAGACGACGUUUCAACUUACGUUCAACAUUUAAAUGCCCUCUAUUCAGAUUUUGAAUCUAGGUUUGAGGAUAUUUUGACUAUAGUAAUACCACCGUGGAUAAUUAAUCCAUAUGGUGACAUUGAAGAAACGAAUGUCAUAAUACAAGAUUAA